CUCCUGGGCCUGGCCGGCGCCGGGGCGCUGCGGCCCCGCAAGCUGAGCUGCUUCGAGGCCAGGGCGGAGCUGAACCACCUGGCGGUGGACCCCGCGUCGGGCCUGGUGUACCUGGGCGCCGUGAACGCGCUGUUCCAGCUCAGCGCCGACCUGCGGCUGCAGCAGCGGGCCAGCACCGGGCCCGCGCUGGACAACAAGAAGUGCACGCCGCCCAUCGAGCCCAGCCAGUGCCACGAGGCCACGCUGACCGACAACGUGAACCAGCUGCUGCUGCUGGACGCGCCCGGGCGGCGCCUGGUGGAGUGCGGGAGCCUCUUCAAGGGCAUCUGCGCGCUGCGGGCCCUGGGCAACGUGUCCCAGCGGCUCUUCUACGAGGACGGCAGCGGCGAGAGGUCCUUCGUGGCCAGCAACGACGAGCGCGUGGCCACGGUGGGGCUGGUCGGCGAGGCGGGCGCCGCCGGGCGCGUGCUCUUCGUGGGCAAGGGCAACGGCCCCCACGACAACGGCGUCAUCGUGAGCACGCGGCUGCUGGAGCGGGGGGCCCGCGCCGGGCAGGGCCACCGCCCUUGGCCUCCUGACGCCGCCCCGCCUGCAGACCAUGUGGCCGUGGACGUCCAGCUGCUCUUCAAGCAGGGAGGCGUCUUCCUCACCCGCCACCCGUACCCCUUCUACGACUGCAGAGAGGCCAUGAGCCUGCUGGAGCACCUGCCGUGCAUCUCCUGCGCCAGCGACCGGUGGACCUGCCAGUGGGACCUGCGCUACCACGAGUGCCGGGAAGCCUCGCUCAACCCCGAGGAGGGCGUGGUGCCCGCCCACGCGGAGGACAGCUGCCCGCAGUUCCUGACCCCCAGCCCCGUGUUCAUCCCCAUGAACCACGAGACCGAAGUGACCUUCGAGGGCCAAAACCUGGACACCGUCAAGGUCCAGCCUGAGACCGGCCCCCUGGGCGGGGGCAUUCGCGUCACCAUCCUCGGCUCGGACUUGGGGGUCAAGGCGGACGACGUCAAGAGCAUCACGGUGGCGGGCCGCAACUGCGACUUCCGGCCAGCGCUGUACUCUGUGUCCACCAGGAUCGUGUGUGUCAUCGAGGCGGCAGAGACGCCCUUCUCCGGGGGCAUCGAGGUGGACGUCAACGGGAAGCUCGGCCAUUCGCCGCCCCACGUCCGGUUCACGUACCAACAGCCCCAGCCCCUCAGCGUGGAGCCGAAGCAGGGGCCACAGGCGGGCGGCACCACGCUGACCAUAAGUGGCACCCACCUGGACACGGGCUCUGAGGAAGACGUGCGGGUGACCCUCAGUGAUGUCCCUUGUAAUGUGACGCAGUUUGGAACCCAGCUCCAGUGUGUCACCGGCCCCCAGUCGGCGGUGGGGGAGCUGCCGCUGGAGAUCUCCUACGGGGGCUCCCGGGUCUCCAGCCCCGACGUCACCUUCCACUACCGUGAGAACCCCGUGCUGCGGGACUUCGAGCCCCUGCGCAGCUUUGUCAGUGGCGGCCGGAGCAUCAACGUCACCGGGCAGGGCUUCAGCCUGAUCCAGAGAUUCGCCAUGGUGGUCAUAGCCGAGCCCCUGCAGACCUGGCGGCGGCGCCGGGAGGCUGGACCCCUGCAGCCCAUGGUGGUCAUGGGCACGGAGUACACUUUCCACAACGACUCCAAGGUGGUGUUCCUGUCCCCGGCGGUCCCCGAGGAGCCCGAGGCCUACAACCUCACGGUGCUCAUUCAGAUGGACGGGCACCGGGCCCUGCUCCGGGGCGAGGCCGGCGCCUUCGAGUACGUGGCCGACCCGACCUUCGAGAACUUCACCGGGGGCGUCAAGAAGCAGGUCAACAAGCUCAUCCACGCCCAGGGCACCAACCUGAACAAGGCCAUGACGCUGCACGAGGCGGAGGCCUUCGUGGGGGCCGAGCGCUGCGUCAUGAAGACGCUGACGGAGACCGACCUGUACUGUGAGCCCCCGGAGGUGCAGCCGCCCCCCAAGCGCAGGCAGAAGCGGGACACGGCGCACAACCUGCCCGAGUUCAUCGUCAAGUUCGGGUCCCGUGAGUGGGUGCUGGGCCGCGUGGAGUAUGACACGCGGGUGAGUGACGUGCCGCUCAGCCUCAUCCUGCCGCUCGUCAUCGUGCCCAUGGUGCUUGUCAUCGCGGUGUCCGUCUACUGCUACUGGUUCAUCCACACGCUGGAGAGCCAGCGCGAGUUCUCGGCGCGCGCCAAGGUGUACUUCGCGUCGCUGCUGACCGUGGCGCUGCACGGCAAGCUGGAGUACUACACGGACAUCAUGCGCACCCUCUUCCUCGAGCUCAUGGAGCAGUACGUGGUGGCCAAGAACCCCAAGCUGAUGCUGCGCAGGUCCGAGACGGUGGUGGAGAGGAUGCUGUCCAACUGGAUGUCCAUCUGCCUGUACCAGUAUCUCAAGGACAGUGCUGGCGAGCCGCUCUACAAGCUGUUCAAGGCCAUCAAGCACCAGGUGGAGAAGGGGCCGGUGGACGCCGUGCAGAAGAAGGCCAAGUACACCCUCAACGACACGGGGCUGCUGGGCGACGACGUGGAGUACGCCACCCUGACGGUGAGCGUGAUCGUCCAGGACGAGGGUGUGGACGCCAUCCCUGUCAAGGUCCUCAACUGCGACACCAUCUCCCAGGUCAAGGAGAAGAUCAUCGACCAGGUGUACCGCACACAGCCCUGCUCCCGCUGGCCCCGGGUGGACAGUGUGGUGCUGGAGUGGCGUCCGGGCUCCACAGCCCAGAUCCUGUCGGACCUGGACCUGACGUCGCAGCGGGACGGCCGCUGGAAGCGCCUCAACACGCUGAUGCACUACAAUGUCCGGGACGGCGCCACCCUCAUCCUGUCCAAGGUGGGGGUCUCGCAGCAGCAGGAGGACAGCCAGCAGGACCUGCCUGGGGAGCGCCACGCCCUCCUGGAGGAGGAGAACCGCGUGUGGCACCUGGUGCGGCCGGCGGAGGAGGUGGACGAGGGCAAGUCCAAGCGGGGCAGCGUGAAGGAGAAGGAGCGCACCAAGGCCAUCACCGAGCUCUACCUGACCCGCCUGCUGUCAGUCAAGGACUCCCCCAGCAACAAGCUGCUCUACGCCAAGGAGAUCUCCACUUACAAGAAGAUGGUGGAGGACUACUACAAGGGGAUCCGGCAGAUGGUGCAAGUCAGUGACCAGGACAUGAACACGCACCUGGCGGAGAUUUCCAGGGCGCACACGGACUCCCUCAACACCCUGGUGGCCCUGCACCAGCUGUACCAGUACACGCAGAAGUACUACGACGAGAUCAUCAACGCCCUGGAGGCCGACUCUGCUGCCCAGAAGAUGCAGCUGGCCUUCCGCCUGCAGCAGAUUGCGGCCGCGCUGGAGAACAAGGUCACGGACCUCUGAGGCGCCGGCGGCUCGGUGCAGCGGCGGAGCCGACCCCGAGCGUGGGCCCAGCGGGAGCCCCGCUCGUGUCUGUAGCCCGUAGCCCCUCUCCUGAGCAAUACCGCGGGCCGCCAGCACCAGCCCCGCAGACCAGCAUCGCGUGGCCUCCGCGGGCCCCCAGGACUGCAUUCGCAAACGUGCCUUAGGCCCCCGGCCACGCUGGGCCCUGGGGACAGCGGGCCCCUCCCAGCACCAGCAGCCGCCUCACACAGCCUGGUGGCCUGGACCCCAGGGCCUGGUGUCCAGACGGUCUGGCGGGACCUAGAGGAGAAAAAGCGGUACAAUACCUUCCUGACCUCACCGGCCCUCCCUGCGGGGCUCAGCACUCCAGGGGCUCCGGGCCAAGGGCCCCACCUUAAAAGGUCAAGCUGGACGUCAGACGUCGGGGCCCCGGCAGCCGGGUCUUGGUCCUGGUCUUGGCCUGUCAGACAGGCCACCCUGGAGGCCCACAUGGGCCUUUGGGGCCAGUGUCGACCCCCAGGACUCCCGUCCCCUUUUGUAAAUCUUUGUAAAUCAAAUACAAGUGUCU
Molecule: messenger RNA, 3946 nt
Organism: Condylura cristata (star-nosed mole)
Lineage: Eukaryota; Metazoa; Chordata; Mammalia; Eulipotyphla; Talpidae
Gene: PLXNB2
Product: plexin B2
Exons: 24
Biological process (GO): regulation of GTPase activity; positive regulation of axonogenesis; regulation of cell migration
Cellular component (GO): semaphorin receptor complex
Molecular function (GO): protein binding; semaphorin receptor activity
Source: RefSeq, a predicted model, not a curated record